Messenger RNA from Priapulus caudatus, 936 nucleotides. RefSeq names its product acid-sensing ion channel 5-like. Gene Ontology annotation, molecular function: ligand-gated sodium channel activity. Lineage: Eukaryota; Metazoa; Priapulida; Priapulimorpha; Priapulimorphida; Priapulidae. Gene Ontology annotation, cellular component: membrane. The coding region runs from base 283 to 759 and encodes 158 amino acids. The record is from RefSeq and is a predicted model, not a curated record. The transcript is spliced from 2 exons. Gene Ontology annotation, biological process: sodium ion transmembrane transport.
GACGAGCAAACCUUAUAUUAUACAAACAAUCGCCGAACGUACACGAACAACUAACACAGUGAUCCAUCUAGUUGUCGUCGGGCGUCAUGACAACGGCCGCCGAUGUCGCGCUGUCGCUAGUGUCGCGCGGGAAUGGCAGUGUACCCUUUGUUAUAGAGGGGACUACCGCAGCGUGAGGGCGGUGUAGUGGGUUACUAGUGGGCGUCGUUGGUGCGCGCGUCGCUGCAGUCACACCUGUGCUGGUGUGACAAUUACAGGUGUGACAAUUACAGGUGAUGUGAGAUGACGGGUGAUACGCUGCGAUCGUCGCCGGCGGCCGCGGAUGCGCCGUCGCUGUCGUCCCGAUUAAAGCGGACGACGCGGGAGUGGGCGCGCAAUACGACCUUACACGGAGUAAAGCACGCGGCCGACAGCGACAACAUCAUCCUCAGAAUUAUAUGGACGCUAUCCAUAGUUGGCUGCUGGAGCUUUCUCAUAUGGCUGAUGCAUGUGCGGGUGAGCACGUGGCUCUCAUCGCCCUAUAUAAGCAUCAUCAACUACGAAUACGAAAAGGAAGGUAUAGAGUUCCCCGCCGUUACCAUCUGUAACAACAACAAGCUGAAUAAAACCAAGAUGGAGAAGUUCUACCCGGACGUCGCUAAAAUCGGAAUGGUGCGACUUCACCGAUUUUCUAUAUUUCGCUAUAUAUCGGCUAUUAAUUUCGUGUGUGGUUUUUAUUCAAGAAAUUUGGCGAUUUAUUACUGCGUGAUUGGUUGGUGAAAGAGUAGACCUAUAAGUGUAUAUAUUCUAGUGUAGAUAAUAGUGAUAGAGAUAUGUGUAACCCGUCUUAUUUUAUUGCGGAAUGUUACGUAGGCACAAGGAAUUAAUUCUGUAACGAAUCAUCAACACCUCAGAACAUAAAUGUGUACAUCACUAUUUCACACCCGCACGCACAUA